CCUCCUCCUCCCUGGGCGAUGCAGGGGAAUGGGGAGCAGCAGUUGUGUUUGGUCUGUAAUGGCUCCUCUUUGCAGCCCCUUCCUCCUCAUGCUCUUCCCUGCUCCUGUGUGGGUCCUCUCCAAGCACUGCAGUCCCUCACAGAAUAUGUGCCUGCUAGGAGCACCUCCUCCACUCCUUCUUCGCUGACCUUGGUGCCCUUGUGGCUGUUCUUGCUUUUGUAAAUUUUAAUUUCCUCACUCCUCACUUUGCCUGACUUUUUCACCCUCUCCGAAAUGCUUUCCCAAAGCUCCAUUUGUCCUGCUGUGGGGCUGUUGGAGCCAGUUGGAACCAGCCAUGACCAGCAGCGCGGGGAUGUGCUGGCCACCACCCACCGAGCUCCCCACAGCUCCCACUGCCAGCAUCCGGACAUGUGUGGGUGGUAAAGGGAAGAGAUAACCAUACAGGAGGGUGGUAAAAGCUUGGCAAAAGUGGCAUGGCCUGGGGUGGCAUGGCAUGGCAUAGUAUGGCCGUGAGGGAGGAGCAGCCAUGCUGGCAGUUGUGGAGGCCAUGGGCCAGAGGAAGGAAGCAGGAUGACCUUCUUCCAGCAGCAACGCAGGGCUGGACAAGGAAAACAGUCUGUGAAACAAAACAAGUGUAUGUGUAGUAUCAUUUAAAUCACCUAGCUAAGUCACUGUGGGGUUGACAUCAUACUCUCACUGUCAGAGGAAUUGUGCAGCAGGAAACCUGUGCUGUGACAGCCUCCUUCUCUGGUAAGUACAACAUAAGAUUCUGGAGAAGCUCCUUUCUCUCUUGUGGUCUACUCUGAACUGAGCAUAUCCCCUUCAGAACUGCAGUUUUUCAGAAGAUAAUCGGCUGAAAGCCUUCAGAAACACCCUCCCCACUCCAAUCAGCCCGCCCGCUCAUUUUUGGAGCAUUACAAAAAGAACUGCAGCUAGAACCACAGUGUCACCUUCUGAGUAACCAAAUGAGUGAUCACAUGGAAGCAAAUGACAAGAAAAGCAACUCUGGCCAGGAAACAUCUGCAGAAGGAAAUGUCUCUCCUGCUAAGGACUCCACAAUAACCCAAAAACAAUUGCAACAAAUUGAGAGACAACUAAAAUGUUUAGCUUUCCAAAAUCCAGGACCUCAGGUAGCUGACUUCAAUCCUGAAACUAGAGAGCAGAAAAAAAAAGCGCGCAUGUCACAGAUGAAACAAGAUUUUUUUUAUAAGCCCAAAAUUAUGAAGAAGUAUGACAAACAUGGCCGGCUCCUUUGUAAUAACAUUGAUUUGUGUGACUGCCUGGAGAAGAACUGCCUGGGUUGCUUCUAUCCUUGCCCCAAAUGCAAUUCAAAUAAAUGUGGACCAGAAUGUCGCUGCAAUAGGAAAUGGGUUUAUGAUACAAUUGAGACUGAAGCUGGGAAUGUGAUCAGUGCUUUCCCAUUUUUUAUCAAUGACUGAUUUUGUUCUGAUAGCUUUUGUGCCUGAGCAAAGUUCUCAUUUCUUCACAUUCUAUUAAAGUAUAUCUUGACUUUUUGAAUUGUCUCUAGUGAAAUAUCUGGCAGUGGUGUUUGUGCUUCUUUAUUGCUGCCUACCCAUCAUACUUUAACCUUUCGCAUUAAAUAAAAAUAUGCAUUUCAUUCUUCCACAGCCAUGUGAGCUUUACCGAGGCACCUAGUGAGUUCUUUCUGAAUCCUGACUUUCUUAAAAUGAAGGUGUGUCGACUGCUGUGGGCAGACAAUUUUCUUACCCUGGGGAGCAGAACAACAUUUCUUGUAACCAUUUUUUUUUCUUGCCGAUCUCUCUGCUUGUGCAUUUACUCAGAUACGUGACACAUCCUUUUGUGAACACUUAUCCAGGUGCCUUUCCCUUCUGAUGCAUUCAUGUCUUGUAUAGAUGAAGUGGGAGUUAUUUGAGCUAACACUGUCUUCUAAAACUAGGUCACCACCUUCUGUGUCACCCAGUUUAUAAAGAGGAGGAGAGUGGAAACUAUUUUGCAGCUGUUUCUUGCUGUGUCCGGACUACAAGACUGAAACCAACAUGUUUGGUCAGCAUUUUUUUCCCCUCACCAGCAUAUGGUGCACUCUCCUCGAUCAGUCAUUAAUUAUAGCUCACACUGGAAGUAAAUGGAUUAGAUAUUUUUGCCUCUGGGCAGAAAAAGCCUCUUCAGUUCCAGGAGUCUUCUCCUUGCUACAAGACAUUACAGAUUUCAAAUACCACAACAGACACCCUGUCUUCUUAGGAGGUAGCUAUUUUCAUUCAUAAUGGGCACUCAGGGUCUCUUUCACCAUUUUUAAGGAGUGAGGAUCCCUCACUUAAGGAGUGAGGAUCUUGAAUGAUGCAGGUUGCCCCAGGCCAUCUCAAAUUGCAUACUGCUAGGUGGGGGAAUCAUUCUCUGGGCCCACUGCUUGUUUUUCCUGAAGCUGCCCUCUAAAUUUUGGAUUUGGUAACAUCUUUCUUCCCUAAAAGAGGCUGUUGUCUGUGGACAGAGGCCUCCUGCUCCAAGGUACAGGUAUCUCCCUGUAGAAGAAAAUUCCUGGAUCAGACCCCAAAAAUACCUUAACAUCAGUCUACUUCUGAGUUGAUACCUCAGAAAGAUUUUUUGUCCCUUGCAGAUAAUGACACUUUAAUACUUAAGCUUGUAGCAUAAAAAGACACAGUACCAAGAAACUUAAUAGUUAUAUCUGCUAUGGUGGUUAAAACACUCUAUAUUUGGCACCCAAAUCUGAUCCUGUUACCUCAGAUACCUCCCUGGUCCCAAAGUAUCCUUUGAGCUGUACUAGGAGUCCAAGAAGUCCAUGACUACCUCUGAACUAUAUUCCUUUAUGGUAGGUGGAAAUCUUGCCAAUAUAUUCAGGUAUGUCAAUGAUUUCUUGUUCUAGGUGUGCCAAAAAGUCCUUCUGAACUUGACAGAAGAAGCAGCUGAAGAACAUAAAGAUGACAGGAAGAUGUCAGACUUUCUUUAGAAUAAUAUGGACAAAUUUGAAUGAGCUUUUAAUUCUUUCCAGUUAGAGGCAAAACAAAACAAAACAAAACGUUUCUCAAGUGAAUUCCUGUGGUAAAGUUACAUUUUAAAUUAUAUGUGUAAUGUGAUUAAACCCCACAUGUAAG
Molecule: messenger RNA, 3089 nt
Organism: Cygnus olor (mute swan)
Lineage: Eukaryota; Metazoa; Chordata; Aves; Anseriformes; Anatidae
Gene: ARL14EPL
Product: ADP ribosylation factor like GTPase 14 effector protein like
Exons: 7
Coding region: 966-1439 (157 amino acids)
Source: RefSeq, a predicted model, not a curated record